AUGUGCAAGAUGUCGUUCAAGAAGGAAACCCCGCUUGCCAAUGCGGCAUUCUGGGCAGCGAGGAGGGGCAACCUGACUCUGCUCCGCCUGCUACUGAACAGCGGCCGCGUGGACGUGGACUGUAGGGACAGUCAUGGGACCACACUCCUCAUGGUCGCCUCCUAUGCUGGCCACAUAGACUGUGUGAAGGAGCUUGUCCUGCAGGGAGCAGACAUCAAUCUCCAGAGAGAGUCAGGUACAACCGCCCUUUUCUUUGCUGCCCAACAAGGACAUAAUAAUGUCGUGCGAUUUCUCUUUGAAUUUGGAGCAUCCACUGAAUUUAGGACCAAAGAUGGAGGCACUGCCCUGCUGGCCGCCAGUCAGUACGGGCACAUGCAGGUGGUGGAGACCCUGCUAAAGCAUGGAGCCAACAUCCAUGACCAGCUCUACGAUGGAGCCACUGCACUCUUCCUAGCAGCCCAAGGGGGUUACUUGGAUGUGAUUCGAUUAUUGUUAUCUUCAGGCGCAAAAGUCAACCAGCCGAGGCAGGACGGGACAGCACCGCUGUGGAUCGCCUCGCAGAUGGGCCACAGCGAGGUGGUGCGGGUGAUGUUGCUGCGCGGGGCCGAGCGCGAUGCCGCCCGCCACGAUGGUACAACAGCUUUAUUGAAAGCAGCCAACAAAGGGUAUAAUGAUGUUAUAAAGGAGCUGCUGAAAUUCUCACCCACCCUCGGUAUUUUGAAGAAUGGGACCUCGGCGCUCCACGCGGCGGUGCUCAGCGGGAAUAUUAAAACAGUCGCCCUGCUCCUGGAAGCAGGGGCGGACCCAGCCCUGAGAAACAAGGCCAAUGAACUUCCAGCAGAACUAACCAAAAAUGAACAUAUACUGCGUCUCCUCCGAAGUAAAGAAGGACACAGGAAGAGCUAA
This is a messenger RNA of Rangifer tarandus platyrhynchus (Svalbard reindeer), 906 nucleotides long. The record is from the annotation of a GenBank genome assembly. Lineage: Eukaryota; Metazoa; Chordata; Mammalia; Artiodactyla; Cervidae.